Molecule: messenger RNA, 1244 nt
Organism: Fomitopsis serialis
Lineage: Eukaryota; Fungi; Basidiomycota; Agaricomycetes; Polyporales; Fomitopsidaceae
Exons: 2
Coding region: 312-950 (212 amino acids)
Source: RefSeq, a predicted model, not a curated record
CACUCGAUCGCCUACGGCACGUGACGAUACGCGCGGAGUUGUAUGAGUCUGACUCUGACGGCGGCAUCAGUGGUCUCCUGGUCGUCUUGCCCAUCUUGCCCGGGCCUCGCCAGUGUGUUUUGGCUAUAGACUGCGGCAUACGAUGCGUCGCCGCCGACCGCACGCUCCCUGACUAUCUACUACACAAUCCUACCACUCGCUGGCGCUCAGCCUAGUACUGGCACUUGGACCUCGUAUCUCAAGAACGUGCUCUGAGCUUGUAUCGGGAGGUCGACGAACUACGGCAAAACUACGGUGCUUGCAGCGUGCUGAUGGCAAUCGACGAAUCAGAUCAAUACCCUGCGGGUGCUCGCAUCCUCUUCAUCGCAAGCCUCUGCACUAGAUCUAGCAACUCUCCAGCUGGCGACCACCACGCGGUCAGUACCACCGAUUGCGUACAGGUCUUCCUUCGCAUACGCACCGCCCUUCUCUACACCCUCUCCCUCUCACUCCAGCCCCAUCCCAAGUACUCCUUCCCGCCUCCCCCGGCGCACGACAGGUCGACAUGGAUCACGCGUCCUUCAUCGCGGCCUGGUAGGGAGAGCCCUCCUCCCCGACGCUCUUUUUCCCCUCCGUCGUGCUCUUCGCCGGGCUCGCACAACACCUCUCGGGCCUCGUGUGGGUCCUCAAUGGGUACGGCGUGCUGCCGGUACACGAUCCGGCGGACCUCGGCGGAGAUGGCGGCGUGGAUGGUCUUGCUGAUGAUGUUGAUGUGGGUCUCAGCGGUGGUGAGUGCGUGCGGUGCUGGCUUCCGGCUGAGGGUCUGGCGCCUUGUUCCUCGCCCAGAGAAGACGCCUCGGUCAAAUCGACAAAGCAGGGAGCCGUCCGCUAGCUCGUCCUCUGCUUGCCCCCAAACGCAUUGGAUCCCACGACAUGAUCCCCUUCGACAUCCUGCUCUCGUUCGCAAUUGAGUGCACGCUCGCCGUGGGCGGGUGGUAUGUCAAGUUCGGCUCAAGCGCAUACAAGACGGUUAAGGCCGCGGCCUACUCCUGGAUGCUCAACGUGCUGCUCGCGAUGGAGCGUGUCAGAGCGUGUCGUGGUGCGUACUCGUGCUUCAAAUUCGUCCUCCGAGUCCACGCUUCGCGUUUAGCUUCUCUGAACCGGCCGUUCGGCCGCGCCCAGGUGUACACCUGAUAGGCGAACGACGGCAAGUCCCCGUUGUAUCCCGUCUCCCGGGCCCUGAGGGAAGAAGGCGCACCAUGUAA